AUGAUCAAAAAAAAAUUAAAAGAAGCACUUUUACAAAAAUGCAAAAACACAAAAUGGGGUCUAAGAGUUGAUAAAAGCACAAUUUCACGUAUUUUGAAAACAGGAGAAGAAAGGCUUAACUCUGAAAUUCCUAAUCCUGAUACAAAGCGUCACAGAGCAGUAACCUAUCCAGAACUUGAUCUUGCACUUAAAGAGUUUGAUCUUGCACUCAAAGAGUUUGUGCUAAUUUACCAAAAUCGAACGAUCCUAAGCGAUGCUCUACUUGAAUGGGAUUCGUCAACAUCAUCUAGAAGGAGAAGCUGA
Messenger RNA from Racocetra fulgida, 303 nucleotides. Lineage: Eukaryota; Fungi; Glomeromycota; Glomeromycetes; Diversisporales; Gigasporaceae. The record is from the annotation of a GenBank genome assembly.